CUUAAUUGUAUGUAUUCCUUACUUUGUCUUGUUCUGAACUAACCCCACAGCUGGGGUGAGACCUGGAAAACUUGAGGGAAGAAAACGUGGGGUCUCACAGAUCUAAUUAGGGGAUUCUCGUUAGCACUCACCAGAACACUGGAAGUUGGACAGAGCUAGAAUAAUAGAGAUGGAAAAGGAAAAUGGGAAGCCCCUUCAGGAUGGGACCACGGAGGAAGACUUAGCCAAAGACUUGGAGCAGAAGAUGUCUGACAAGAAGGAAGAAAAUGGAAAAGGGGAGGCCCAGUCUAAGGCCAAGAUAGAGAAUGAUGAGGAAGCCGAAUCCAAUACCAAAAAGGAGGCUGAUGAAAAAGAGGAGACUAAACCUGUAUCCCAAGGAGAGGCAGAUGGGGCAAAGGAAACUCAAUCUAACUUGAAAAAAGAGGCUGAUGGGAAAGAGGAGACCAAGUCUGAACCCAAAGAAGAGGCCAAUGAGAAAAAGGAGGCCAAAUCUGAAACCAAAAAAGAGGCUGAUGGGAAAGAGGAAGCCAAAUCUGAAACCAAAGAAGAAGGCGAUGGAAAAGAGGAGGCUAAGUCUGAACUCAAAAAAGAGGCUGAAGGGAAAGAGGAGGCUAAGUCUGAAACCAAAAAAGAGGCUGAAGGGAAAGAGGAGGCUAAAUCUAAAACCAAAAAAGAGGCUGAAGGGAAAGAGGAGGCUAAUUCUGAAACCAAAACAGAGGCUGAAGGGAAAGAGGAGGCUAAGUCUGAAACCAAAAAAGAGGCUGAAGGGAAAGAGGAGGCUAAUUCUGAAACCAAAACAGAGGCUGACAGAGAAGUGAAAUGUGACUCACUAGAGGAGGCAACAAAGGAGUCCGAGGAGAAUAAGGAGACUUCCUGCUCAGAAUUGGAGGCAGAAACCAUUUCUGACACUCAGAUUACCCAGGAGGAAGGUGAUAAUGAGGGAGCUGAGAAGGAGCAGGGAGAAGACUCAGGAGCAAUUCCUAGCUCACCAGAGUGGCCUGAGAGCCCCACUGGAGAGGACUCUAUUGGUCCAGAGAGCCCAACAGCCAGUGAGUCCUCCCUCAGCGAUGUGCCCCAGAGUCCCACAGGCCCCUCACCCUCUGAGGAGAAGAAGAAGGAGAAGCCUUCGGAACAUAGAGUUUCUGCUCCAGCUCGACCCCGGGGACCCAGGGCUCAGAACCGAAAGGCCAUCAUGGACAAAUUUGGGGGAGCAGCCACGGGUCCUGCCCCCCUUUUCCGGAACGCCAAGGCAGCCGGGGCAGCUGUGGGCAGCGUCAGGAACAUGCUGCUUGAGUGGAGUCGGGCCAUGACCAGAAACUAUGAGCACGUGGACAUUCAGAACUUCUCCUCCAGCUGGAGCAGUGGAAUGGCCUUCUGUGCCCUCAUCCACAAAUUCUUCCCCGAUGCCUUUGACUACACCACCCUUGAUCCCAAGAAGCGCCGGGAAAACUUCACCCUGGCUUUCUCUACGGCUGAGAACCUGGCUGACUGUGCGCAGCUGCUGGAAGUCGAUGACAUGGUCCGGCUGAGUGUCCCCGACUCCAAAUGUGUCUACACCUACAUCCAGGAGCUGUACCGCAGCCUGGUGCAGAAGGGACUGGUGAAAACCAAGAAGAAAUGAGGGCCUCGGACACCCCCUGCAGGUGCAGCCCAGAAGGACACCUGGAGGAUGCCCAGGGGGCUUCCUCUUGUUCUUGGGCAUCCUAAGAUCCUUAGGAAAAGACUAAAGGCCGGGGGAGGAAACUGGCAGAUGGGGCAGUGGGGUCACAGCCUGGGGCUCGGGGAACAUGCCCUCCAAGCACCCCACCCCCACCGCAGAUAAGGAACGGCCUCCCAGGCCAAACAAACUCCUGAGAACCCUCCUGCCUGUCUGCUUACCUUCUUCCAUCGCCUCUCUAGCGAUUCCAUCUCACACCAAUCUUGGGGGGUCCGCGGGACGGGUAUUAGAGCCCCCAAAUUACAGAGGAGGGGCCAAUGAGUUGCCCAAGAUCACCCGGCUAAUUUUGGGGUGGGUCUGAAAAGAAAACCCAGAUCUUUUACCUUUCAAAUUUCUGCUCUUUCAGAGAUCUUAGGCCCAUGGCAGGAACCAUCCCUUAUGGGAGCAUAGAAAGGGAACUUUUAUUAUGUAAUAUCUGUUUUCAGACAUUUCCCAGUUGUGUGACCCUGGAUAAAUCACUGAAUCCCAAUUCCCUCCCCCUCAGCCCCCCAACAAUAACUGAGAUGGGACAUGGCUGCUUUCCCAUCAACCUGAGACUUAGGCUACGUCUCUGUAGCCAAUGACAAAUGUACUCUGGAGCACUUUGCCCAUUCAUUCAUUCCAUCAAUCCUCCAUUCAUUCACUAUUCAUCUGAGAAAGAUGGAGAGUUGUCAUGGAACACAAAUUCAAGAUGAAACCAUCUUUUUUUGAGGCCAAAAAAAACUAAUGGAAGCUUGGACUGAUGGGAGCACAGCGGUCCCUCUGUACGCUCCCCUAGGCAGGCUGCGUGGGGACCGUUGUGCUCAGUUCUGGCCGCCAUAUUGUGGGGAGGACUCUGAUGAGCUGGAUUGGAUCCAGAAGAGGCGUCAGGAUGGAGAGAAGACCCUUUUAUGAAGGGUCUGUGAAAGAAAUGAGACUAUUAAGGGAGUUAAUAUCUCUCUUCGAGUAUUUGAAGGGAUCUUAUAUAGGAAAAGAGGCAGCUGGGUAGUGAAGAGGCUAGAGGAUUGAGUCUGGAGGCAGGAAGACCUGAGUUCAAAUCUUGACUCAGGAACUUAGUAGCUGUGUG
Sarcophilus harrisii (Tasmanian devil) is the source of this 2762-nucleotide messenger RNA. RefSeq names its product smoothelin like 1 (gene SMTNL1). Gene Ontology annotation, biological process: actin cytoskeleton organization. Bases 170 to 1621 code for a protein of 483 amino acids. Gene Ontology annotation, molecular function: protein binding. Gene Ontology annotation, cellular component: microtubule organizing center; filamentous actin. The record is from RefSeq and is a predicted model, not a curated record. The transcript is spliced from 8 exons. NCBI's taxonomy places the organism in Eukaryota, Metazoa, Chordata, Mammalia, Dasyuromorphia, Dasyuridae.